Molecule: messenger RNA, 5136 nt
Organism: Anolis carolinensis (green anole)
Lineage: Eukaryota; Metazoa; Chordata; Lepidosauria; Squamata; Anolidae
Product: protein PET100 homolog, mitochondrial
Exons: 4
Coding region: 187-447 (86 amino acids)
Biological process (GO): mitochondrial respiratory chain complex IV assembly
Cellular component (GO): mitochondrion; mitochondrial inner membrane
Source: RefSeq, a predicted model, not a curated record
GAGGGAAGCGUGGGCCCGCUGGCCUUUGCGGGAAGUCCGUUGGCGGCCUCUUGGCCCGAGGGGAAGGAAGCCGGCUGGGAGGGGACCUGCGGGGCGGGCACACCUCUCUGCCUCCAGCGUUGCUUCGGCUGUGGAGGGAUGCGUUUGUAAUCGUGAGCCCCUUUGGGCGCCAGUGAUGGGCGGGGGAUGGAAUCCGAUGAUGAUGAUGAUGAUGAUGAUGAUGAUGAUAAAAAUAAUGGCGAUCAUACGAUGAUGCUGUAUCUGUCAUUCCCUGUUGCUAUGUUCUGGAUUUCAAACCAGGCAGAAUAUUUUGAAGAAUAUGUAGUCAAACGAAAGAGGGAGAUCUAUCCACCUGAAGAUGAUUACCAGAGAAAAGAGCUAGAAGACUUCAAAGAGCGCAUGAGGAAGAAGCGGGAGGAGCGGCUGCUGCAAAUGGCAAAGGAGUAAUGGUGUGGCCUGUUCUGUCUACAAUUUGAAGCACUUUCAAGAAAUUUCCCAUCACUAUAGUCCUUUUCAGUUUAAACUGAUUGUGUUCUUCCUAAAGACUGUGAUGACAGAAUGAAGGGACUCACAAUACAGAUCUACAUGAUAUUCCCCAGUAAUGAUUCUGUAUGUGACUAGAGCCUUUGGGGAUAAUAUUGGAGAGUGGGAGGAGGACACAGAUUAUGGUCAGCUGUUUCUGUCAUUUCCUCCUGCCUCUUGAUGUGCACAGCUUUUGACAUUUUAGCCUCAGUUCGACUCUUCUCCCUAUUGAGUGACUUUGAAUAAAAGCACUACACAAGAAGACUGAAGCAGUGCAUAUCCUGGUAUUUUCUGAUGUGCACUUGGAUUAUUAGAUGAGAAAUAGUUUACCAGCAAUACAGCCAUUAUCAGCACAACUGCCACAACCAUGGCUGCCCCCAUCACCCCAGCCAAGUCAAUUGCCAGCAUAGCAACCAGAAACCAAGCUUUGCCUCUGUUUUGUACCUCAAACUGAAACAGUGGGAAAAAUCUCCCAUGAGCUAUAUUGGUAGUGGUGAUUUUUAAUGUGUCUUAAACUAUCUGGGGUUGUGGGUGAAUAAUAAUAUGAUCAAUAUUGAUGGCACAAUGCUGUUAAAUAUAUUUACAUCAUUUCAAGUAGUUCUAAAAAACUCUGAAGUGGGAGCAUUGGCAUCAAAAUAGCAAAUGAGGUUCAGAUUUAUUGUCAGCAAAGGCAAUAUUAUUCAAAUUUGGAAAGAAAAACAGUCAGUGACUGAUCAAGAGAAAGUGUUCUAGGAGAUAGCUUCAAGAAAGUGUCAACCCAGUGUACAGUUGCUAUAAAAAUAUCCACAGUCAUAAUUAGAAUAGAACUUAAAACUACAGGCUGAAUAUCUUGAUCACUAAAUCUUCCAAAAUCCUACCCACUCCUUCAAGGCAACGGUUGUGGUUCUGCUGGUUUGUAGGCUGAAUGUGGGUGGCUGACAAAUUCCAAGGAAGAGACUGGAGAAAGACACUAAGCUGGGUAGAGAUUCAAGACCAGAACAAAUGAGAGAAUCUGCAAUAACGAGAGGUACAGAUUUACACUAAGCAUUUUGCUUGGAUUCUGGCCAUCUUACAAAUCUUCAUUCUCUACCCUCACAUCUCACCCAGAACACAAGUAGCGAACAAAGAAGACCCAAAUCUGGAGAGGAACGCAAGCACACUCGCAAAGUGUAAUAAAAUGGCACAUGUGCAGACCAACAGGACUUUCUCUACCAAUAAAAAGAGGAAGCGUUUGUGUUUAUCUAUAGCGCAGAAAGUUAAGCUGUUGGAGAAAUUGGAUAGUGGUGUAAGUGUGAAACACCUUACACUAGAAUAUGGUGUUGGAAUGACCACUAUAUAUGAUCUAAAGAAACAGAAGGAUAAACUGUUGAAAUUCUAUGCUGAAAGUGAUGAAGAAAAGUUAAUGAAAAAUAGAAAAACACUACAUAAAGCUAAAAAUGAAGAUCUUGAUCGUGUAUUGAAAGAGUGGAUCCGUCAGCGUCGCACCGAACACCUGCCACUUAAUGGUAUGCUGAUCAUGAAACAAGCAAAGAUCUAUCACAGUGAACUGAAAAUUGAAGGGAACUGUGAAUACUCAAAGGGCUGGUUGCAGAAAUUUAAGAAACGGCAUGGCAUUACAUUUUUAAAGAUUCAGGGUGGUAAAACAUCUGAUCACAAAGCUCCGGAAAAAAUUGUUGACAAGUUUAUCGAGGUCAUCACUGAUAAAAAUCUGACCCCCAAACAAGUCCAUAAUGCUGAUGAAACAUCACAGUUUGGGCAUUAUUGCGCCAAGAAGACACUGACAACAGCUGAUGAGAUAGGAAUUAGGGAUGUCAAGGAUAGAAUAAAUGUGCUGGGUUGUGCUAAUGCAGCAGGCAGGCACAAGUGUAAACUUGUGAUAGGCAAAAGUUUGCAUCCUCACUGUUUUGAAGGAGUAACUUAUUUACCAAUUCGUGACUAUGCUAACGUAAAGUCUUGGAUCACCAAUGGUAUUUUUUCUGAUUGGUUUUACAAACAUUGUGUACCUGCAGCUCAUGCUCACUGCAGGGAAACUGGACUGAACAAUGACUGCAAGAUUUUGUUAUUCCUUAACAGCUGUUCUGCUCUUCCUCUAGUUGAAAUUCUAAUAAAACACAAUGUUCAUGCCAUAUUUCCCCCCUCAAAUGUGACUUCAGGAAUUCAGCCAUGCAAUCAGAGUAUCCUUAGAUCAAUGAAGACUAAAUAUAAAACCCUUUUCCUGAACAGCAUGUUAGCAGCAGUGAACAAAGGCAUGGGUGUGGAAGGUUUUCAGGAGUUCAGUAUGAAGGAUGUGCGUGUUGUUACCAAUGCUUGGAACACAGCGACUAGAAAUACAGUUGUGCAGGCCUGGCACAACUAUCGUCUGUGCUGAUGAUGAGCAAGCUGAUGAAUUUGAAGGAUGCUAUAUAUCAAAUGAGAAAACAGUGACUCCUGGCCUUGCAUAUACAAAAAACAUAACAGCAAAGCCCAUCAGUAAGUUGGAAGAAGUCGGUAAUGAAGUUUUUAGCAUUGGUAUUUAGAGUCCUGUUGCUCAUUCAUUGGCUGACUGUGAAAUAGUUGAAAUAGGGUGAUUGUGAUAGUGAUUGUGAAGAUGACAUAGUGAACACUGCAUAAAAAGUGCCUAUAAAUGACAUGGUAAAAAUGUGUGACAAGCCUUGAGCAGCAAGCAUUUGUAAAAACAAAAAGUUUGUAAAACUGAAAAGAAUUCUAAGACAAAAAAAUUAUGAUUGAGGCAGAUGUCGGGGGGGGGGGGGGGGCUCAAAAAGCCAUCCAGAAGAAUGCCUCCUUGUCCCUAGAGUAUUUCUUUCCAGAUUACUCAACUGAUAUUCCUUCUCACCUUAAAAAAUUGUUCAGUAAACUUUUAAUCAAAACACAGCAUUGUAGGUGGAGGCCAAACUCCUAUCAUUGUUUUUUGUUACAGUUGUUUAAAUUGUGUUCUAGGGAUGCUAUUGUGCUGCAUAAUUACCUGAACACUUUAUUUUUCACUGUGCUAAUUGUGUCUCAUAUUUUUUUAUUGUUAAGUAUGUAUUAAUAAGUGUAAGAAUUGAUUUCUUACCUGAUAGCAUAUACAUUCAGAGUCAGAAAUGACAGUGAUGUCAAAUAACCACAAAUAUCUACAUGGAUGGCUGGGAUGGUGGCAGCUUUGUUUUCUGAUAAUUCAGUGAAACAAAUUUUGAUUCAUGCACAAAAUUAUUGAAAAUUCUACCUUCAGGCUGUGUGUAUAAGGUGUAUAUGAAACAAACGAAUGUUGUGUUUAAACUAGGGUUCCAGCUCAUUCUUAAUGCAAAGCAUAGAAGAUUCGAGCUUCAUAAUGUUCAUGAUAGAUAUCAAUACUUCAUGGAGUUCUGUUCAGAUGUCAUCACAUAAAUAACCACCCAUUAUACGUAUAGUUAUAAGAAAAAGGUUUUUUUUAUUUCAAUUAUAUAUUGAAAUAGAUCUUGUCAAGAGGGAGUCCUUAGGAAAGGUAGAAGUGAAUAUAGUAGAAGUACGUAUAUUUAAUGGGAAGUUAAUACACUAGAUGGAUCAGAGAAACAAGAUACAUGCUUAUUUCUAAGGGCAACACAUCUUGAAGAGAAGCCAUAUCAUAAUCUCAGUUCAGAGCAUCAGAAAGUUGGUUUUUCGACUUACUCCCAGAAUCCUGUUGGCAACAUUUGCAGAGGGAUUCUGGGAGUUUUAGUCCCACAAAUAGUAUUUCCAGAUUCAGAGAAGGCUUUGAGGGUGGUCUAUUAUUUUGCGGUUGCUUAUUUUAGAUCCGAAUUGCUAACUUCCCCAGACAUCAUUAUGACCAGGGAAUUCUGGGAGUUGGGGUCCAGGAAGCAACUUUUUGCAGUUCUGCUUUUAAUGGAAUUGCAAGAAACCAAAUACAUUUCAGGAGAGGUCUCUAGAUAGAAAAUAUGUUUGUAAAUUUGGGGUGGAGAAAACCUGGUCUCUAGCACUGGGGUGAAGAAAGGUUGAAGCCAAGCAUGGUAAAUUUGGUAGAGAUGGUCUUUCAGAUCUAGGUAUUUAGGAAGAGGUGCUAGGAUCCUGAGUACUGGCAUGUUUGGAAGUUGGGCUUUUUAAUUGGCCUGUAACAGCUUCCAAAUGCUUCUCAUGGAUGCGGUUGAUGAAAGAGAAAUAAUCAUCCAUUGGUGUGAUGUUGACAGAUGGAUUAUCUGAAGCAGCACCUUCUGAUAAAGCCAAGGUCAUACUUUCCUGUUAAAGCAAACAGAAACGUCAGUUCUUUGUGUAUUUUCGUUUUUUGCAACAACAUUGCUGAAUAAUAAGGAGGUAUGCACCUUUUUAGCCAUUUGCCUGCGAUCAUACUUGGGGACAGAUUGUUCCAGUCUGGUAUGUAAUUAGGGAAAAAUGAAAUAAUUGUUUACCAUGCCUGUAAACAAUACCAACAAGAAGAUUUAAUGUACCUCAAAUUAUUUUGCUAAUUUGUGAAGUGAAUUGCUGUUAAUUUGUUUUGGCUAUGGGUAUGGAGAGAGUUAAUAUUUCCUGUCAAUCUCUGCCUCAUAAAAUGAAUCUGCAUCUCCUCUAUGUAUAAAUCUGAGUGUUUCCCCCAGAUGUUAAUUAUAUUCUUUUAUUUCCAGAGGUACAAUUUUAAUUAUUUUUUUUCAUUCAAUAAACUUGUUGCUUAUGGCAACCCUAACACUA